GCUUGUCAGCCGUUAGGCAGCGCGCGGCCGGUGGGCGGGGCAGCCGGUGAGGAGCGGGGCCCGACAUGGCGCGGAACGGCCGGUCGCUCGGCAGGGUGCUGGUAGGAGGGCUUGCUGCCGCCCCGCCGCCAGCGCGCCCGGCCGCUGUCAGACACUUGGCUUCUUGUGGUAUUCUGAUGACCAGAAUUUCUCCUUCUCCUGUAAGGAGCCAUGCCUUUUCAAGAACCUUCUUCAACAUUGCUGCACCGCUAGUAAACAAAAGAAAAGAAUAUUCUGAAAGAAGAAUUAUCGGGUACUCUAUGCAGGAAAUGUAUGAAGUUGUGGCUGUUGUGGAGAAUUACAAACUAUUUGUUCCUUGGUGUAAAAGAUCAGAUGUAUUAACAAAGCGCUCUGGAUACUGCAAAGCACAGUUAGAAAUCGGAUUCCCUCCUGUCGUAGAGACGUAUACAUCGAUUGUUACCCUAGUGAGACCUCAUUUAGUUAAGGCAUCCUGCACUGAUGGGAGACUAUUUAAUCACUUGGAAACAGUGUGGCGUUUCAGCCCAGGUAUCCCUGGUUAUCCAAGGACAUGUACAUUGGAUUUUUCAGUUUCUUUUGAAUUUCGUUCACUUCUACACUCAAAACUUGCUACGCUAUUUUUUGAUGAAGUGAUAAAGCAGAUGGUAGCUGCUUUUGAAAGAAGAGCAUCCAAGCUCCACGGUCCAGAAACAAGCAUACCUCGGGAGCUAAUGCUCCAUGAAGUUCAUCAGACGUAAAGGGAACUGCAAGAACCUCCAUUACAAACUUGUCUGUACGCUUCAUUUGUUCAAGAGGUGCUGCGCUCCUCCUUCGGGGCAUCUAUUUCAUACCUGA
Molecule: messenger RNA, 852 nt
Organism: Pezoporus flaviventris
Lineage: Eukaryota; Metazoa; Chordata; Aves; Psittaciformes; Psittacidae
Gene: COQ10B
Product: coenzyme Q10B
Exons: 5
Coding region: 66-755 (229 amino acids)
Biological process (GO): cellular respiration; ubiquinone biosynthetic process
Cellular component (GO): mitochondrion
Molecular function (GO): ubiquinone binding
Source: RefSeq, a predicted model, not a curated record